AAUCUGCAAGAUCGACCACCACCAAGGUUCCUUCGUUUGAAAACCCGGAAUUAAAUCCGACAAAAAGCCUGAGUUCUCCAUAAUGAUUCCUCUACGACGAUCACCAUUUCUGUGACGCAGCAACGUUUACUGUUUCUGCCUUUAGGCCAAUCGCUUUAGUUGAUUUCGAUCAGAUCUCAUCGAGCUCCGGUUAGGUGGAUCCGAUCUGUGAAAUCCUUGGAGAUUGAAGGAAAAUGGCGGGGGCGGUCUCCGCUCUGUUUCUUCUCGAUAUCAAGGGCCGCGUGUUGGUGUGGCGCGACUACCGUGGCGACGUCUCCGCCACUCAAGCAGAACGCUUCUUCACCAAGCUCAUCGAGAAAGAGGGCGAUCCAGAGUCUCAGGAUCCAGUUGUUUACGACAAUGGAGUGACAUACAUGUUUAUACAGCACAGCAAUGUGUACCUGAUGACAGCUUCAAGACAGAACUGCAAUGCUGCAAGCCUUCUUUUCUUUCUACACCGUGUAGUUGAUGUCUUCAAACAUUAUUUUGAAGAGUUAGAAGAGGAAUCACUUAGGGAUAAUUUUGUAGUAGUGUAUGAGUUACUUGAUGAAAUGAUGGAUUUUGGUUACCCUCAAUAUACCGAAGCAAAAAUUCUUGGUGAAUUUAUCAAGACUGAUGCGUAUAGGAUGGAAGUUGCACAGAGGCCUCCUAUGGCUGUCACAAAUGCAGUCUCUUGGCGGAGUGAAGGGAUAGUCUAUAAGAAGAAUGAAGUUUUCUUGGAUGUGGUGGAGAAGGUUAAUAUUCUUGUCAACAGCAAUGGACAGAUAAUUAGGUCAGAUGUUGUUGGAGCGUUGAAGAUGAGAACCUAUUUGAGUGGUAUGCCUGAGUGUAAGCUUGGCCUAAAUGAUAGAGUAUUAUUGGAGGCACAAGGCCGAGCAACAAAGGGAAAGGCAAUUGAUUUGGAGGAUAUAAAAUUUCAUCAGUGUGUGCGGCUGGCACGAUUUGAAAAUGACCGCACGAUAUCAUUCAUUCCUCCUGAUGGAUCUUUCGAUCUUAUGACGUACAGACUCAGUACUCAGGUAAAGCCUCUCAUUUGGGUGGAAGCUCAGGUUGAAAGACAUUCAAGAAGCAGAGUUGAGAUAAUGGUAAAGGCGAGGAGUCAGUUCAAGGAGCGCAGUACUGCUACAAAUGUUGAGAUUGAGUUGCCAGUACCUGCUGAUGCUUCCAAUCCAAAUGUCCGGACAUCAAUGGGUUCUGCAGCAUAUGCACCUGAAAGUGAUGCACUGGUGUGGAAGAUAAAAUCUUUUCCUGGUGGCAAGGAGUAUAUGUUGAGGGCAGAGUUCAGAAUUCCUAGUAUUACUGCUGAAGAUGGAGGUCCGGAGAGAAAAGCUCCUAUACGUGUGAAGUUCGAAAUCCCAUAUUUUACUGUUUCAGGAAUACAGGUUCGCUACCUAAAGAUUAUUGAGAAAAGCGGCUACCAGGCUCUUCCAUGGGUCAGAUACAUAACAAUGGCUGGCGAGUAUGAACUAAGACUUAUCUAAUUGUCACUCCUCUCGGUUGACAUUUCAAAUUCAGGAAGUUUAUUUACAAGUUUGAAUUACAUAAGCAUGAGGGCAAAAGGAAACAGGUAGAUGAACAAGAAAGUCCUCUGGAUUUUGAAAUUUGGAAGUUUAUUUACAAGUUUGAAUCACAUAAGCAUGAGAGCAAAAAGAGACAGGUGGAUGAACAAGUCCUCUGGAAGAUAUCUGCGCAUGAUAAUUGCUUUGUCCAAUGUCUGUAAGAGUUGAUUGAUCUCACAAUGUAUUUUUUUGAGUCUUUAUUUUCUCUCUUUGAGCAAUUACAAAUUUAAUAUUCUCCAAAAUGAAAACCUGUGCACUGG
This is a messenger RNA of Rubroshorea leprosula, 1858 nucleotides long. The record is from the annotation of a GenBank genome assembly. NCBI's taxonomy places the organism in Eukaryota, Viridiplantae, Streptophyta, Magnoliopsida, Malvales, Dipterocarpaceae.